Arabis nemorensis is the source of this 1182-nucleotide messenger RNA. NCBI's taxonomy places the organism in Eukaryota, Viridiplantae, Streptophyta, Magnoliopsida, Brassicales, Brassicaceae. The record is from the annotation of a GenBank genome assembly.
AUGGAUGAGAGUAGUUAUGGAGGUUCACCAAGCACACUACCACCUUUCCUUACAAAAACAUAUGAGAUGGUUGAUGAUUCUUCAUCGGAUUCGAUUGUCUCGUGGAGUCAGAGCAACAAGAGUUUCAUCGUUUGGAAUCCGCCCGAGUUUUCGAGAGAUCUUCUUCCUAGAUUCUUCAAACACAACAAUUUCUCAAGCUUUAUCCGUCAGCUUAACACAUAUGGUUUUAGAAAAGCCGAUCCUGAGCAAUGGGAAUUUGCUAAUGAUGAUUUUGUGAGAGGUCAACCUCAUUUGAUGAAGAACAUUCAUAGACGUAAACCGGUUCAUAGUCACUCUUUACCGAAUCUACAAGCUCAGCAAAACCCGUUGACGGAUUCAGAACGACUGAGAAUGACCAAUCAAAUCGAGAGAUUGACGAAAGAGAAAGAAGAAUUGCUCAAAGAGUUACAGAAGCAAGAAGAGGAACGAGAACGGUUUGAGCAACAAGUGAAAGAACUUAAAGAUCGGUUACAAUACAUGGAGAAACGUCAGAAAACAAUGGUUUCGUUUGUUUCUCAGGUAUUGGAGAAACCAGGGCUCGCUUUGAAUCUUUCCCCGUGUCUUCCAGAAACAAACGAGAGGAAAAGAAGGUUCCCGAGGAUCGGGUUUGAACCGAUGAUGUUGGAAGAGAAUCAACAAACAUGUGUUGUUGCUGUGAGAGAGGAAGGCUCUACAAGCCCUCCUUCGCAUACAACAGAGCAUCAUCAAGUGGAACAGUUAGGUUCAUCGAUAGCGAUUUGGGAGAAUCUUGUAUCGGAUUCUUGUGAGAGUAUGGUACAAUCAAGAAGCAUGAUGACAAUUGAUGUAGAUGAAUCAUCUACUUGUCCAGAAAGUCCACCUCUUUCUUGCUUACAUCUAAGUAUCGAUACAUGUCCGAAAUCUCCUCCUUCUUCAAGGAUCAUCGACAUGAACUCUGAACCCGAUGCUUCGAAAGAACAAGACACCGUUGCUCCUCCAACGGCAGCAGGAGUGAAUGAUGUCUUUUGGCAGCAGUUUUUAACAGAGAAUCCUGGCUCAACCGAACAACGGGAAGUUCAAACAGAGAACAAAGACGAUCGUAGCGAGAAAUGUUGGUGGAAUUCGAGAAAUUUAUAUACGAUUACAGAACAGCUUGGACAUCUGACUUCUUCAGAGAGAAGUUGA